UAAUUCCAAUUCUGGAAUUGAUUAAGAACUAAGUAGUGCGACAGCAGGCGAUACGAUUGACUUAGUUGGAGGAACUUUGUGCUAAAUAUGAGUUUGUUUCAGCUAAAAGGGCAACAAAUAAAAUUAUAAUCAUUCGUUGAUAGACAGCGGUCCGCGUUAGUGGCGUUCGCGUACUCAAGAUUGUAUUUUUUAUUUCAAUUUUUGUUUUAAUUUUAUUUAAUUUUUAAACUUAUAUAACUUUUUUCUAAAAAUGGAAUUAUUAUUACGAUUAAUUGCUUCAUUUCUUCAUAUUGUUGGAAUCAUUUUGAGUCCAAUAAUCGCAUAUUUCACGGGUGGCAAGCGUGUAAAAAUUCCACCCCCAAGUCAACCAGAGUUGACAAAUAUUCCUAUCGUUGAUUUAGUGCCUAAAAUUAGACAACGAGAGCUUAAAUCUGAAGAAUUGGUUCGAGCUUAUGUGGAGCGUAUCAGAGCGGUAAAUCCAAUUUUAAAUGCAAUUGUCGAGGACAGAUGUGCUGGGGCAAUUAAAGAUGCCCAACAAGUGGAUCAAUUAAUAAAAACCACACCGCCAGAGCAGCUAGAUGCACUUUUUGGCAGACAUCCUCUACUGGGUGUUCCAUUUACUGUGAAGGAAUCAUGUGGACUUAAGGGUAUGUCCCACGUUGUUGGUAAUGAACAUCGAUAUCUAUUACACAGUGAAAACAAUGGCGAAGCAGUUGAACUUUUACGAGAUGCAGGAUGUAUUCCUCUAUUAGUAUCAGCAAAUCCUGAAUUUUGUCAAAGUUGGGAAACAACAACCAAAACACAUGGAAGAUGUAAUAACCCAUUCGAUACCAGAAAAACUCCAGGAGGUUCAUCGGGAGGAGAAGGUGCAUUACUUGGUUGUGGAGCAUCACCUUUCGGAGUUGGAUCUGAUAUUGCUGGAUCAAUAAGAUUACCUGCACUUUUUAACGGAAUUUUCGGACACAAACCCACUGGAGGUCUGGUUUCGGUCACCGGUCACUACCCAAUGUCUGAUGACAAGUUAUUUAGAAAAUAUCUUCAAGUCGGACCAAUGACACGUUAUGCCAGAGAUCUUCCACUUCUAUUGCAAAUUAUGAGCGGAAGCAAUGCUGACAAAUUGGAGUUCUCUAAACCAAUUCACACAAAGGAUAUUAAUAUCCACUAUAUGAUUGAAGAAGAAUUGACAUUUACUCGAUGGCCAGUAGAUAGCGAUUUUAAAGUUGCUAUUUUAAGGGCUAUUAAGCAUUUUGAAAGUAAUGGAAUGAAGGCAAAAGAAGUUAAAAUCAAAGACUUCACGAAAUCAUUAGAAAUCACCUUAGCAUCUGCUUUCGAUGUUGAAACUCCAAGUAUUUUGAAUAAUCCUAAUAAGCCAAAUCAUCCUGACAAUGUCUGGGCAGAGCUUGGAAAGUCUCUUAUAGGAGAUUCAAAGUAUUCUUUCAAUGGUUUAUUCUUAGAAGUUCUCCGAGGCUUAAAUGGUUUGAUUCCAAAAGACAAAGUUAAAUAUUGGCUUAAAGAAGGAGAUGCGAUAAAAGCUGAGUUGACGAAUCUACUUGGCUCUGAAGGAGUCCUCCUCAUUCCCACUUUCCAUAGAACAGCAAUGUCACAUAACACAUCCGUGUUUAAUCUUGGCGGAGUUCCAUUUCUUUCGAUCUUCAAUAUUAUUGGAUUCCCAGCCACACACAUUCCAAUGGGAUUAAAUUCAGAUGGAAUACCCAUUGGUUUUCAAGUUGUUGCAGCUCCAUAUAAAGAUAAACUUUGUAUACAAAUAGCUGCUGAGUUAGAAGCUGCAUUUGGUGGCUGGGUACAUCCAAAUUGAAAAAAAAAAACAAAAAACAAAAUCAUUGUUAAAUAUUUAAUUAUUUUUUAAGGUGUUUGAAAAUUUUGUGAUCUAGGUUAGAAUGUUAAAUAAAUGUAAGAAUUUUUUUAAGGAAAAGAA
Molecule: messenger RNA, 1936 nt
Organism: Episyrphus balteatus (marmalade hoverfly)
Lineage: Eukaryota; Metazoa; Arthropoda; Insecta; Diptera; Syrphidae
Product: fatty-acid amide hydrolase 2-A-like
Exons: 7
Coding region: 251-1816 (521 amino acids)
Source: RefSeq, a predicted model, not a curated record